GAGCCCGUGAGCGGAGACGAGGCUCGUUUAGUAUUCCGUGCACAAGGCAAAGGAGGGAGAAGGAAGGGAGGGCAGAGAGUGAAAUAGAGAGAAAAAACGAGCCUGUGAAGACAAGCGAAAACACCGAAAGAGAGGAGGAAGAGGGGAGCGGAGAUACACCUCCUCUGUCCCUCUCGGUCUACCCUUUGGUAUUCUUCUGUCCCAGGCAGUUUCAGAGCUCCUGUAGAACAUUCCAGAAAUACAGCCAUGGACCACAAUGAGCCGUAAAGCUUGAAUGGAAUAACAAAGAGAGAAACUUAGUGAACAUAGGCCAUACAUUUCAAAUUCAAGCCUGCCCUGAUGCUGCUUUAAGGACUGGGCCUGCAAACACUUCCCUCCUCCCUGACUGAUGAUUUAACUGAGAGUAAUAGUCUGCAAAAUCUUGACUAUGCUUUCUGAACAACAGACCUUAAUAUUGUCUUGCAGUUUAUCCAUUGAGCAAAUUCUUAAUAUCUAUGUGAAUUGAAUUGGUUUUGACCUUCUUCACCGUGGCAAGGACUCAGGGAUGUUGUUGUCAUCCUCUACAACAAGAGCCUAUGUUAUUAUUAACCGCUAAAGUUUUCAAUUAACGGUCCUAAAGAGACCAUCUCGGCUCCUUGUCGAAACUUUGUCCUUCAGCUCUUUUAUUAUCGGAAUCGGCAGAAAGUGGCCAGACAAACCCUCUCCGCUCAGGCGCCGUCCAGCUGGUGUGGGCGGUAAGAGCUGCGCCACGAUUGGUUGAGUGCAGGGUGAGUGUGCGAUGCGGAUUGGAGGAUGUCGGGGGACUGGGAAGACGACCUUUGUAAGAAGGCGUUGGUGCUGGUGGAGGAACUGUGCUUCCGGUCUGGAGGCUUGAGCCAGAGUGCCAGCUGUCAAGAAUUCAGCUACAUGAUGAGAGGACCUAAUGGACAGCUGAACACAGAGAUCUCAGUGAGUCUGCUCUCCGUCAUUGUAACGUUCUGUGGCAUCGUGCUGCUGUCUGUCUCUCUCUUCGUCUCAUGGAAGCUCUGCUGGUUGCCGUGGAGAGAUAAGGAAGGCGGGGGUCUGAGCUUGACAUCUGGGCUCCUGCCCGGCGGUGCGGGUUUGGGUGGGGUUGGAGGUGGAGGGGGUGCCUCUCUCCUUCCUCCCUUGUUGCAGAGGAAAGAUACUCACUCCUCUACCUCGCUGUAUCCCUCGCUCUCACAGCAUGGGCAGCAUCACCCCCAUUUCUCCGACCUAAUGGGGGUGGAGGGCGGAGGGGGGCUGGUCAUGGGGGGUGUGGUUGGAGGUCCACAGGAGAUGCAGGAGCAUUCUUACCUAGACAUGGACUCUUAUCCUAACAAUGCUGCAAACCUUAAGUUGAGCCAGACAUCUCCCGAGUUGCCCCCUGCAACAGAAGGAGGCACAGCUGCGAAAGAUCUGCCCAAUGCCCACACCCAGCAGCAGGUCACCACCAGGCCCAAGCCCAUGACUCACCAGUUAUCCAGCCCUGAUUUCCAUGGUGAGGAGAAGAGUGAGCAGCUGACCAGCAUCGGGCAGAUCAAACCAGAACUUUACCGGCUGCGCCAGGGAGACCAGGGGGAUGGCAAGCAAGGCGACACCUGCGGCAAAAUCAGCUUCCUCCUGCGCUAUGCCUUCAACACGGAGCAGCUGGUGGUUAAGAUACUGAAAGCCCUGGACCUCCCGGCGAAGGAUGCCAAUGGUUUCUCGGAUCCUUAUGUCAAGAUCUACUUACUGCCUGAUAGGAAGAAGAAAUUUCAGACCAAGGUGCACAGAAAAACUCUCAACCCGGUUUUUAAUGAGACGUUCCAGUUCGGCGUGCCACUGGGGGAGCUACACUCGCGCAAACUCCACUUCUCCGUCUACGACUUUGAUCGUUUCUCCAGACAUGACCUCAUAGGUCAAGUGGUGGUGGAUAACCUGCUGGACUUCAGCGAGGGCACCGGGGAGAAGCCAGUUUGGAGAGACAUCAUAGAAGGAACCACGGAGAAAGCUGACCUGGGCGAGCUGAACUUCUCACUGUGUUACCUGCCAACAGCUGGCAGACUGACCGUCACCAUCAUUAAGGCCACCAAUCUGAAAGCCAUGGACCUCACGGGCUUCUCAGAUCCAUAUGUAAAGGCAUCUCUGGUUUGUGAAGGUCGAAGGCUGAAAAAGAGGAAGACGUCCAUAAAGAAGAAUACUCUCAAUCCUACGUAUAAUGAGGCUCUGGUCUUUGAUAUCCCCAACGAGAACAUUGACAAUGUGUCGCUCAUCAUCGCCGUCAUGGACUAUGACUGUAUUGGUCAUAAUGAGGUGAUCGGGAUGUGCCGUGUGGGCAGUGAUGCUGAUGGACCGGGAAGGGAGCACUGGACAGCCAUGCUGGCAAAUCCCCGCAAGCCUAUUGAACACUGGCACCAGCUGGUGGAGGAAAAAUCCAUAAAUGCAUAUGUGUCAAAGAGUGCCACAGCCUCCCCUAAGCCACACAUAGUGGUGGACAGCCCUCACUCUGAGUAGAGAUGUCAGCAUUAUCUUUUUAGCACCAGAAAUACAUUAUUUCUUUUCAUUUGUGAAUAAUAUUUUAUCAAGAAAGAACCAGAGAAGAGACUGUGCCUGUGUUAGUGCUUUUCCUCUAAAUCAACCCUGCAGACACAAUAUAUAGAAAAAUGACUAGACUAGACCAGACACACACACACACACACACACACACACACACAAACAGACAUGCACAUUGAAUAGUAACAGAAUAUCUGGCAUGGAUGGUUUUGCUUCAGGAAUGAUGUUAAAGUCAAAAUAUGUCAUGAUUUAUUCAGGGGAUAUAUGUAAAAAACAUUCCCACUUUAAAUAGAUAAUCUUUAUUUAGUUAUUUGAAACUGAGCCUACAAAAAAAUGAGAUUUUAAUUACUAAAAAAAAUACAAAUAAACGAAAUAAUCAGGAGAGACCUGAUAGAUUAUGGACCACGAAUGUUUGUGUAUGUGUGAGCGCAUGUGUGUACGUGAGUUUGUACGGGUGUCUGUGUGUAGCUAUAGAAAAUCUCUACAAGGUGUUUUCAGUCUGACAAGUAGCUGCAAGUUCUUGGAGUGGUCUUCUCUGCCAAUGCAGAAUCCUUGCAACUGUUUCCUGUUUCUCUGGAGAGGAGGACUACUUUAUGACCUUUCCCAUCUGGAGAAGGAGAAAUAAGGAUGGAUACAUUAGCCAAAUUGUGUUGUGCAGUAUUGAAAUGUGUCCCUCUGCCUUUUACAUUUUUAUCACCUUCUGCUUGGAGCUCAAUGAGAUCAGCAGUGUUUCUUUUUUUUCAUUUGUUUACUAGAGUCCAACCAUUCUUCUUGUUCUACCAGAUACUGAAUGAAACGAUUGGAGAGUAUGUUUCCCUGACAUGGACACACUGGCAGACUGAAUCCCAUUGAGAACUCUUCCAAAGGGAGCUAUCCUUGAUUUCAAACAUUGCCAGAGGACCCUAACUGAGAAGGACAUUGGAUUUGUUUGCAUUUGCUGGAGACAUAUCCUACGGGGAAAAGAUCUGGCCAUAGUAUUUUAUUUUUAUACCAUGCCAAGAUUUUUUUUUUCUCUUAAGACAUUUUUAAUUUCAAAAGAGGAAGUGUGUGCUCUCCAUCAUCCUUCUGCCAAGAGGACCGCUUUGGAAAGACACACGUUCAUCCUCUUUUUCCUUCCGGGAAUCCUAUGUGUUUGUAGGAGUGCUCUUUUGUGUCUUUUUUGCUUGUUGGUUUGUGUGUCUGCGUGUAUGCCUGUGUGUCAGUAUCUGUCACCGUGACCCUGUGUAUGUCUCCACUUCCCGUCCUUUGUCCUGCACAGAGAAAAUCUCAUUUUGAACAAUCAAGUGUCUUCUGUCCUGUGUCAUAGAGGAACUAUUUCUUGUGUAGGACCUGUUGCACUUGGUAGGGACAGGGUCUAUUUCUCAGAUGCGCGUUUCAGUUGUUCUCUGUCGAAUGUGAUAGUGACCUGUCUCUGUUGUGUCCCUAGCCAGCUCGUCACUGAAACGUGUCCCUAGCUUGAUCUGUGUUCUCGUGUUGGGUGUGUUUUUCUUUUUCUGUAAAUGUGCUCUGUGUGUACGAGGGGACAAACCUGGUGGCCACAGCUUUUGAGGAAUAAAAUGUUUUAAGUUUUUCCA
Carassius carassius (crucian carp) is the source of this 4106-nucleotide messenger RNA. Its product is annotated as synaptotagmin-C-like. Bases 793 to 2493 code for a protein of 566 amino acids. Lineage: Eukaryota; Metazoa; Chordata; Actinopteri; Cypriniformes; Cyprinidae. Gene Ontology annotation, biological process: regulation of calcium ion-dependent exocytosis; calcium-ion regulated exocytosis; cellular response to calcium ion. Gene Ontology annotation, cellular component: membrane. The transcript is spliced from 13 exons. Gene Ontology annotation, molecular function: calcium ion binding; SNARE binding; phosphatidylserine binding. The record is from RefSeq and is a predicted model, not a curated record.